AUGUUUCCCACCCUCCUGCAGUCGGUGCUUCUGGCAUCGGGUUUUGUGUCAACUACGAACGCUCUGAACCAUCAAUUGAUAGUCGGAACAUUCGGUACACCAUUCCUGUACACCUUGGAAUUCGAAGAUGCUGCCCGCACGCUCACUCUAGCUGCGAACACGUCCGUUAACGUGAGCAGCUCAUGGAUUUCUUUGAGCCAUGACAAGAAGGUGAUUUAUGGAAAUGCUUUCGAAGAUACAGGCAGUAGCGUCUACGUCAGCUAUCCCCUUACCGAUGAUCUGCAGAUCUCUCCCGGUAAUACGGUGACAUCCCAAGGAUCGUGCAAGCAACUCUCGAUUUUCGUCAGGCCAUCGCCCGUCUCCCCAUAUGCAGUCUAUGGUCAACCAUUUGGUGCUUGUGGAACUGUCAUGUCCGUAGACUCCGAUGGUCUUCUCGUUGAGUCGAUCCAGGAAUACAACUACUCCUCUUCCUCUGGAGUUCAUGGUACUGCUUUCGACCCAACCGGAGCAUUCAUGUACUCACUCGACGACACGGGGAACGCCAUUUGGGUACAUUCUGUCGACAACUCCACUGGAGAGUUGACCUAUGUGGCCAAUGUUACUGCUCCUGUUGAAGGCGCCGAUCCUCGGCAUGGUACUGUUCACCCCACGGGCAACUAUCUAUACGCCGUUCAUGAGGGAACGAAUGAGGUCGGGGUUUACAAAAUCGACACCAGCACGGGCAUCCCAACAUAUGCUGAUACCUCAUACCCACUGAUUCCUGAUAGCGCAAAUGAUACCGAGUACUGGUCGGACGAGGUUGCUCUUUCGUACAGCGCAAAAUAUCUCUGGGCUACCUCGCGAGCACGCAACACCAACAGCACCGGGUACAUUUCAAUCCUGGCUCUCAACGACGACGGAUCUGUGAACAAGCAAAACUUCCUGACUCCAACAACCUCCAGCGGCGGAAGCGCAAACGCUGUUACGCCAAGCGACUUUGGAGAUCAAUUCGUCGCUAUCACUGACAGCUCAGCCGGUUUCGUUGAGAUUUGGGAAAUGGGCGACGAUGGUGCCUCUGCCGAUGUUGUGGCUCACUUGGACCUCAACGACGGAGGUUGCUGCGCGAACGCCGUUUGGCUCCCUUGA
Molecule: messenger RNA, 1125 nt
Organism: Colletotrichum fioriniae
Lineage: Eukaryota; Fungi; Ascomycota; Sordariomycetes; Glomerellales; Glomerellaceae
Source: RefSeq, a predicted model, not a curated record